Messenger RNA from Impatiens glandulifera, 1942 nucleotides. Its product is annotated as DEAD-box ATP-dependent RNA helicase 20-like. Gene Ontology annotation, molecular function: RNA binding; RNA helicase activity; ATP binding. Lineage: Eukaryota; Viridiplantae; Streptophyta; Magnoliopsida; Ericales; Balsaminaceae. The record is from RefSeq and is a predicted model, not a curated record. The coding region runs from base 1 to 1821 and encodes 606 amino acids. The transcript is spliced from 10 exons.
AUGAAGCGCUACGAUCAGAGAUACUCGGACGCUUCUUCUUAUUAUAGGCGACGAAGUGACUUGUCGGGGCCAGCGAUGGCGCCUCCUAACAUGGUUGGACUGGCCUCCAACUAUGGGCAUGGAAAUGUUUCUGGUCCGUACGAUACUGUGGAAAGAGGGUCAGAUGUACCUGGUCCGGGAUCAUAUUGUGGUGACAGGUUUUCAACUUUUCAGCCUAACAUUGGAGGUGGGUUUAACAUUGACAGGGGUGGAGGAGGAAGGGGAUUUGAUUCUGGCCGUGGGGGCAUGCAUGGUUCUGGAAGAGGUUUUGAUUGUGGUAGAAGUUUCAACAGUGGGAGAAAUGGCGGUUUUGAUGUUCGCCAUAGUUCUAGGGGUAGACAUCGCAGCAGGUCGAAAGGUGAGUUGGGCAGUAUUACCCUUCCAAAGCCGGAUUUUGGCAACUUGGUCCCAUUUGAGAAGAACUUCUAUGUGGAGAGUCCAGCUGUGGUGGCAAUGGCCGGGCAGGAGGUUAUGCUUUAUCGUAAAUCUCGUGAAAUUACAGUUGAAGGUCAUGAUAUUCCAAAGCCAAUUCGUUGUUUUGAUGAGGCAAACUUUCCUGGUUACUGUCUUGAAGUUAUUUCUAGGCUAGGGUUUGCUGAACCGACUGCUAUUCAAUCUCAAGGAUGGCCGAUGGCCUUGAAAGGGAGAGAUUUGAUAGGCAUUGCUGAGACUGGUUCAGGGAAAACACUGUCAUAUUUGUUGCCUGCUUUAGUUCAUAUUAGCGCCCAACCUCGUUUAGCACAUGGUGAAGGUCCUGUUGCUCUGGUAUUGGCUCCUACUAGAGAAUUAGCGGUUCAAAUUCAGGGAGAAGCACUUAAGUUUGGAUCAUCUACGGAUAUUAGAAGCACCUGCAUUUAUGGAGGGGCUUCAAAAGGACCUCAAGUUCGUGAUCUUAAAAGAGGUGUUGAAAUUGUAAUUGCUACACCAGGACGGCUGAUAGAUAUGUUGAUAUCUCAACAUACAAACUUGAAGAGGGUGACUUACUUGGUUUUAGAUGAAGCUGAUCGAAUGCUGGAUAUGGGUUUUGAGCCUCAAAUCAGGAAAAUUAUUGCCCAAAUCCGACCUGACAGGCAGACAUUGUAUUGGAGUGCCACAUGGCCAAAGGAUGUGGAGAAACUAGCUAGACAAUUUCUAUGCAAUCCAUACAAGGUAAUUAUUGGUUCCCUAGAUCUCAAAGCAAAUCAGUCUAUAAACCAGAUUGUAGAAGUAGUAACUGACGAAGAGAAAUACGACAGAUUAAUUAGAUUGCUGAAAGAAAUAAUGGAUGGGAGCAGGAUACUUAUUUUUGUUGAGACCAAAAAAGGAUGUGAUCAAGUUACGAGGCAACUGAGAAUGGAUGGAUGGUCAGCGUUGGCUAUCCAUGGCGAUAAAAAUCAGGGUGAAAGAGAUAGGGUCUUAGCCGAAUUUAAAACUGGCCAGAGCCCUAUCAUGAUUGCCACCGAUGUUGCUGCACGUGGUCUUGACGUGAAGGACAUAAAAUGCGUGAUCAACUAUGACUUUCCAGCAAGUCUGGAAGAUUAUGUUCAUAGGAUAGGACGUACUGGACGUGCAGGUGCGAGUGGAACAGCCUUUACAUUCUUCAAACAUGCGAAUGCAAAGUUCGCCAAAGGUCUCUCUAAGAUCCUACAAGAUGCUCGACAAAUAGUUCCUCCACCAUUAUCUGCUUUGGCACAACCAUCUGGUUCAACUGCAGCAGAAGGAAGCUUCCGCUCUAGGGGAAGAGGUGUCGGAAGUGGUAGCUUAUCCCAAGUAUCGGGAUCUAACAAGAUCACUAGUUCAUAAAUAGGAACUUUAAGAUUUGUAAUGAUUUGAUGACUUUUCUUCUUAACUAAAAGUUUGUCUUUGUAAAACAAAAUUAUUUGUUAUGAUUUGCUGGUUAAGUUUGUGUUGUGACAUGUUUACA